AUGACCAAGGGGUUGAUCUUGCCUGCCGACAUGAAAAAACAUGACGAGCUUUCCGACCUAAAGGUCCUUCGCUCGGCGGCAAAAUCCAUAGUUUUGGCCGGGCAGAAGAACUAUCUCGCCCACGAGCGCAUGAUCGCCGUGCGGCAGAGUCUGCGGGACGCCAUUGCGGAGAACAAGGCCCAAAAGGCCGAGAUAGCCAAACUCAAGGCCGCGCAAGAGGCAGUUGCGGCAGAGCGAGAUAUCCUGAGUCAAAAAGUUGACCGAGCUGACGCGGACAAACAACGGGCCGUAAAGUCGGCAAAGGCCAGGUACCUCGCCGAGCUGAGGAAACUGCGCGACGCGCACAAAGCAGAGAAAGACAAGGCUGUGGAUGACGCCGAGGACAGGGGCUACGCUCAAGGCGAAAAAACAUAUGAACGGCAAGCGUAUGCCAAUGCCACUCAGAACCGGCUCAUUGCAGAGGCAAGAAAAGAGGCCGAGGAAGAAGCCGCCGCUGCGCAACAAGCCGAGCAGAAUCCUCCCAAAGCAUCUCAAAAUGCAGAAGAUGAAGAGGCUGAUCGGGAUGUUGUCGUGGUGGAAAGUACUGACGAUGAAGCCGAGGAAAACUUGUCCAAGCACGAUGUGGAGGAGGCCGAGCAGACUGUGCAAGUCGCCGAACAAGCGGUCGAAUUAGAGUUGGAUUAA
Camellia sinensis is the source of this 684-nucleotide messenger RNA. The record is from RefSeq and is a predicted model, not a curated record. Lineage: Eukaryota; Viridiplantae; Streptophyta; Magnoliopsida; Ericales; Theaceae.